AUGUCGUGUUUGCAUCGACAUGUGAGGUGGAUUAUCAAGGACCACUUUAGUCGCCACACCCCCGUUUACAACACAGCCGUGCAGGGUUUCAAGUGGGGCGACCGUGGGCUGUAUGUUCACGAGUCCGGAUUUGAGGCCUUCCGGAGGACCGCCGAGCCGGAUGAGGAGAAGAAGGACUUGAAGGAGGAAGAGCAGGAGGUGUACGAUGAGGAGGACAUGGAGAAGGAUGAGGAUGUGGAGGAGGAGGAGGGGGAGGAGGAGGGGGAGGAGGAGGAGGAGGAGGAGGAGGAGGAGGAGGAGGAGGAGGAGGAGGAGGAGGAGGAGGAGGAUGAGGAGGAUGAGGAGGAGGAGGAGGAGGAGGAGGAGAAAUGGAAACGAUGGGGGCAUGAGCGGAGGAAGGUCAAAAGGCACAAGACCUGCAAAAGCAGGGGAGGCAAGAGGGCUGUGAAAGAGGAGGCGGAGGAGGAGGAGGAGGACGAUGAGAAACGGGGGGCGCAAGAGCUUAGGAGGGGCAGAAGGCAGAAAAGAGGGAAAAUCAGGCGGGGUAGGAGGGAAGAGGAAGAGGAGAAGGCGGUGGGGGAGCGGGAGGAUGAGAAACAGGGGGGCCAGGAGCGGAGGAAGGGCAGAAAGCACAAAAGAGACAGAGGCAAGGGAAGCUGGAGGGAGGAGGAAGAGGAGGUAGAGGAGGAAGAGGAUGAUGAGAGGCGGGGGGGGCAGGAACGGAAGAUGGGCAAAAGACACAAGAGUGGCGGGAGACGGGGAGGCAAGGGGGCAAAGUGA
Messenger RNA from Closterium sp. Yama58-4, 780 nucleotides. NCBI's taxonomy places the organism in Eukaryota, Viridiplantae, Streptophyta, Zygnematophyceae, Desmidiales, Closteriaceae. The record is from the annotation of a GenBank genome assembly.